Molecule: messenger RNA, 7240 nt
Organism: Scylla paramamosain (green mud crab)
Lineage: Eukaryota; Metazoa; Arthropoda; Malacostraca; Decapoda; Portunidae
Exons: 12
Coding region: 6349-7026 (225 amino acids)
Source: RefSeq, a predicted model, not a curated record
AUAUAUAUAUAUAUAUAUAUUUGUGCACCAAUAUUUAACGAAAAUUAACAUCUGUUUUUUAUCUACAGUGGUGUCUUGAAAGUCAUUGGUGUUUGGGCUAGUUUUGGAUUGUCAAAAUUCUAAAUGUCAAACUCCAUGACUAUUUCUCUCAUACAAUGUAAACUUUAAGGGGACAUAUACCCAGAUUUAGGUUGAAAAAGAAGUUAUCCAUCAAUCUACAUGAAAUUUAUUGUGUACACUGAUAUACUGAUUAUGUACAAAUGUGGAAGUUUCAGAAUGGUACUGUAAAAGGAAAAAAUGAAAAAAAUAUAUUAGCUAGAAAUCAUAUAAAUUUUAAUCUAACUUUGACUCACUACUCCUCCUAAGCAAAUAAAUAUAUGGUAAUUUUAAAAAUACCAGUGAAUAUAGCAACUAUUCACAAUUGAUUCUCAGGGACUACUUUUGCCAAAUGUGUUUUUGCUCAAGAAAAAAAUAUGAAGCAGUAACAUUUUCCAUGCCAUGUUAAAAACAUAUAGAAAUGGGUGUAAAAAAUAUGAAUAUUUCUUCUAUUAAUAAUCUGCUCCUGGAGAGUUGAAGAAAACUUAAUAAAGAAAACAAUGCAAAAAGAAUGAAGUAAAUUGCAUGAAUACUAAUGGAGGAGUAGGAGUUUAAAGGUGAAAAACUUGCAACUGAGAUAUUGGCCAUUUUCUAUCAGUAUCCACCAGCAGCAUACUCCACCUCUUCUGAUCUUCUUAUUUCCCACUUUUCUCUUCCAUGGGCUGUUCAUACCCUUAUCCUUCUUUGUCAGGUACUUCAGCAUUGAUGAUAAUGAUUUAAUUCCCAUAGAGUCAGCUAAAUACUCUCUAGAUAGCCAACAUUGAAAAUGGAGACCGCUGUCGCUGUCACAGAGUCCACCAUCCUCUUGGUUGCAGGGCAGUGCUUUGGACAUUGUCUCCAAAUCCGUGAAUGGAUGUGCUCAUUUCAAUUUUGUGUCAGUCCCCUCAUACACUUUGGCAUCAUUUCUUCACUUGUCAUCCUGUCAUACACUGCCUUCACUUGUUUUACCCGGUCAUCAGUCAGGUGGAAAGACACUUUCAUUUUUUUUCAUAUGACACAGGUGUUUCUCCACAUGCCAAACUCUUGUUAUAGAAACACCAGGAACCUCUGCCUUUUAUACAUUUUUCAUGUGGUGGUUUGUGAUCUGUUGACAUGCAGUUAUAUAACACUGACAGUAUCUUGUUCCUCAUCUCUUCUGCAUUUGUACCAACCUUUCUAUUCAUGCUAACAUGAAAAUAGUACUCAACAUUGUUUAUAACUAUCAGUUAGCUCAUGUUUGCCUCCCAUGCCUUUUCCACUCUUUCAACCCAUGUAGUGCAGUACUUAUGUUCUUUUGAACAUUAUUUAUGCAUUCUUCCUUUUUCAUCUGUCUGAUCAGCAUAAGGACCUUGACCACCAUUCAUUCCACGAACUGCAAGGUAGGUAGAACUGCCCCAUCGGUUAAAAAAAAGUUGUGUAUAACGUAUUACAAUCCUUUGAUCGUCGGUGGCAAGUGGGGGAGAGGUCCGACAGCAGAGGUGGAGGGAGGUGAGUCAGCUAGGGUUGCCGACUCGACUUUCCUCCUCUUUGAUGCUGUUUCUGUGGCAAUUGUUGCAUGCUUUCUUCUUAUAGCUUUGCUCUUCUUUGGUCCUGGUAUGUUGACUUUGUUGGGAGCCAGAUAGAUAGUUGUGGGUGGUAGUGGUGCGAAAUAAGCAGAAUUGAAAAAGCCACUGCGAUUGCGCAUCACCCCAUCCUACGACAGCCCAAGGUCUAUCGGAUGUGUAUGCCGCCAGCCUAAGGCAGGCCGCAGCCUGAACUGGCAGUUGCCAGAUCUCUCCUGAAAAUAACAAAAAAUCGCAAAAAAAAAAAAAAAUCAUAUAAAAAAAAACAUGAGCUGUCAUGCAAUUUAAAUGGCCAGCUGAGGGCAUGGCAUGUUUACAUUUGGCCCUUUAAAUGGUCUACAAAAUGUUGCAUCACCAUGAAACUCCUGAAGAUUGUCCCCAGAGUAUCUGUUUUUCAGUGUACUUAACUCAAUUUCGUGUUGUGGUUGACUUUUCAUCGAAAAAUAUUGGUAUACCUCCCCUUAAACAAAUGGUUAGGUACAGUUAGGUUCCAACCCUUAGACCUCUCAGACCCUCACAAAAGUCAAUUUGCAGCUACCACCUCUUGAGGAUGAAGAGGUGCCCCAUGCUGAUACCAACCCUGCUGUGCUGAGGAGGGGUUGACAUGCUUCAGGCAGAAUUGUGUAGCAGGAACUCAUACAAAACUUCUUCCAGCAAUGAAAUUGCUGAUGUGAGGCAGCAGUCUGCUGCAAAGCCUGCACUCCCUGCCUUAGAGCUUCCCCUUGUUCCUGCUGCACCAUAACCAGCAUGUCCAGGCUGUGCUGCAUGUCCCACUGUGUCUACAUGGCUUGAAGGAGAAGCUCAAGCUCUGAGCAACGACCUGCAAUAGAUUUAAGAAAACAUGACUUUUACUACAAUUUACAAAAUAAAUGCUGGUGGUGGUGAUGGCUGGGGAGCUGCAGGUGGACAGGGAAAGGCAGAUGGCUGGGGAGUGGCAGCUGACUGGCGAGCUGUAGGUGGCUGGGGAGCGUCAGCUGAAUGGGGAGCUGUAGCUGGCUGGGGAGCGCCAUUUGACUGCAGAAGUGAAAGCACCUGCAGAGCUGCAGGUGGCUGCCUAUCAUCUGAAUCCUGGGAGCUGAAGUAAUAUACAAAUGAUGGUUAAAUAAAUUGUUUACAAAUGUAAUGCACAAAUGCAAGGCAUUUAAUUAGCAUAUUAACUGACCGUAAUAAAAAUAGACACAUGAAAAAGUAUGGCACAUGUGAUAAAUGUAUGUACAGUUUUCGUAGCUGUGUACCGAAGAAGAAAAAUUAAAUACAUGUAAACAGGGAACAAGUAGCAUAGUUAUUCACCAUUGGGUGACGUCAUCUGGAACAUAGAUGACCUUAAAAGCUGUGUCAUCAUCAAGGUUGAGGACUUAAGAUGAUGCCCCUGCAGCACCACUACAUCCAGAGGUCCCAGCAACACCAGUAGAUGAUAGUUGGAUAAUUCCACCACCAUUGCUGGUGGAUGGCUUUGGGCCUUGCAGGGGGCCAGACACUCCUGAAAAGAAAGAGAGAGAAAAAAAAAAAACUUACAUUAUUACAGGGAAAAAUAAACUAGUAUUUUGCAAUGGCUGUUUUUUCAAAUUUAUGUUUAUUACAUUAUUUUAGUUUACUUACGCAAAGUGACAUCCUGGCUUUCUGGCAUUGGUAGCCCUACAAUUGCUGUAGGAGACAGCAUUCAUAGGACUACCAGCUCAGUAUCAGUGUAGCAGGUUUCGUCUGGAGGUCCCCCACCUGCAUGGAUAUGAAAGUUGCAAUUAUCAGCCAGUCAGAAACUCCCAUGUUAAGCUAAAUCCACCUGCUAUAAUUCUUCGGUAUAUUUCUGAUCAUUUUGAAGUUUUUAAGUGCUGCAGUGUUCACUGUUUCAGACAUGACUGCCACAGGUAAUGUACACACUCUUAUUUAUAAUCCAGUGCAUAGCAGAUUCUUGGUUAUGGUUAUCAAAUAUCUGUGUAAAUUUCACAACAGCACCAACAUUAAAUCACAUGUACACAAUAGAAAACUACAGUAAAAUCCCUCUCAUCCGGCAUCAACGGGACCGCCGACAUGCCGGAUACUUGAAUAUUGCUGGAUACUUGAAUAGAAGUGAAAUUAUGUCCACAAUCACCAUCCUACACUCACGCAUCUUACCAUAACAAAGAUCAGCUGAUCUUAAUCAGCAGCUGAUCUGAUCAGCUGCUUAAGUAUAAGCACAACACGCUUCCUCUUUUCUACAACUUUAGGCAUGAUGAAGGCGUCAGGCGAUAAACAGGGCACACGCGGGACUGAGUCACUGAGUAAACACAGUGCAGUGGGCCGCGGGUGGCGUGAAGCAGUGCGCUCUGGUGACGAGGAGACAAAGUAGGCCUCGCGUGGGAAUUUUAAUCGAUUUUAUGAGUACACUUUGAUUUUUUUAUUGAUUUUUAAGGCUCGGGGAAAAAUGUGCCGGAUACUUGAAGCUGCCGGAUACUCAAAUGCCGGAUGAGAGGGAUUUUACUGUAUUGCUAUACAACUGGAGGGGUUUUAAGCACUCAUGUCAUCAAUCUAACCUAGCUAAUCUACCCUUACCUAACUCACCCUUAAAGAUGUAAAACAAAUAUUUUAAAAUAAAAUGUUUCCAGCUGUUUAGGUCCCAAAGGGUGAGCAAAAUGAAAUUUUCUUAUCUCCAAUCAUGCAACAAAGUCAUUUGAAAAAUUUUGUCAUUACUAAAAGCAAUGUCCAAAAAUUAGUUAUCUUAAUUCUGCAUGCAAUGUGAUUGGCAUGACCAACAAACUCACCAGUGCCUGCAGCAUGACGUUCUGCUGCUGCCUUUGUCUUCACUUGACUCCUUAAGUCCCUGUACUUUUUCUCAGUUCUUCCGAUGUCCUAGACACUUGGCUGACUGAAUUUGCAAGGACAGUUGCCUCCUGCCAAGCUCUGUUCUUUGCGUCUACAGUGAUUUUUCCAUCCUGCUUUCCCAUAAUCACCGCAGCCUGCCUCUCCACCUCCCUCACCAAGACUAAUGUCUCAGUGUCAGUGAAGCGAGGUCUUCUUUUCUUGGUGGGAGGUUCACUGGCCAUAGCUAAUGCAGUGAGGACUGGAGACUGGUGAUAUGUGACUGUGUGGAAGCUUGGUGCUGUAUCAAAGUUUGUAAACAAUGUCAUGUGACUCCCUUAACGAUGACACAAAGCUUUCUUAUGACUGGCUGCCUUGCAUGUGACAUCAAGUCAGUGACGUAUCAUCCCAGCCAGCCAAUGAGCACUCUUAGACACAUUAGCAACACUCAUCCUCCAACCCCUACAAGUCUUUGUGGAUACUAUUGCUCGGAUGUCGCUAAGGUGUUGUGAGAGUGGUCGGUCACAGAGGAUCUCAUUAUUAAAGAUGCGCUAGUGACAAGCUUUGUGGAUUCGGCCCCGAAAAUAGCAAAACUUGGCAGUAAACAAAGAAGUACAUGACUUUACUUUUUUCUCCACCCUGGCUAUGGGUGUAGCCCCUCUUGGACCCCACUUAAGGACACUGAUCUAACCUAGCAUUAGCUAUCCUAACAUUACAUAACCUAACUAACCAGGGAGGCUUCACCCCCCCUGGACCUGUUCUCCCCCACAUAUUUAUGUAUUAGUAGGUUUGGCUGGUCCAUAAGGGCUGGUGAGUUACAAGCCUCCCUGUCUCAGCCUUGCCAGGCAGAUGAAUGAUUCAUCCAUAGAAUUCAUUUUAUACAAAUACGUAAUAUCAUAUAUUCCAUUCAGUAUUUUUUUAAUUGUUUUUCCUAUAAUUUUCAAACGCAAAAUACUAUCAGGUUUGAUAAAUUAAUUACAGGGUAAAACACUUCUUCCAGGAUUGGUACAGCGCCAGCUGGGACCAGAUCCACGAAACAGUUGCUACUUAACAAACCGCGAUCAGUGCCCAUUAUCAACCUACGGCUACCAAAUGGUAUCCACAAAUGCAUAAGAGGUUGCUGUUGCCAUGGUAGCAAGGUUGAUAAGUUACACCACCUCCCGAGGUGGUGUAAGUUACAUCACCUCACAUGAAAACUCUUACAUGAAUAUUUAUGUGCACAAAACAUUUUUUUAAUCGUUUAUAAGCUUUACCACCAGGAAAGCAUGGUUUUGUGAUGCAUAAAGUGAAAUCUUGCAUGGAACACAGAAAAUAAAGCAGGAAAAGGAAGAGGUUGAUUUGCCCCACAUGUGCACACUCCCCACUCCACCUCACAGCAAGAAGAGCUAAUCCUCUUGUUUGAGGAGAAGCAGCCUCAGCUGGAGAGGAGGGCAAGGUGUAGCCACACAUUACCAACUCAGAACAAGGUUUUGCUGGCCCUGAGAUUGUUUGCCAGUGGGUCCUUCCAAAACAUCAUUGGAGACACCGUAGGACUUACACAAGCAUCAGCAGGGUCUUCGAGUGUGUGUGCACUGUGUUGAGUGAUAAGUUGGUGCAGGAAAUCAAGAUGCCUCCAACACACCUUGAUCAAAGGAAAACUGCACAACAAUUCUUCAGGAUCAAAAAUUGAUGGGCCAUUGAUGGCAUCCACAUUGCCAUCAAGGCCCCGAGUGUGGAUGAGACCCUCUUCUUUAACUGGAAAAGGUAUCACUCCCUGAACACCCAACUUGUUUAUGAUGCAAAUGGAGUAAUCCUCACCUACUGCUUCAGAUUCCCUGGUGCUACACAUGAUGCUUUUGUGUGGAGCAACUGUAAUCUGAAGCAGCAGUUUGAGAGAGGGGAAUUUGGUGAUUUCCUGCUCAUUGGUGAUAGUGGGUAUCCCCUUGAGUCCCAUCUCAUGGUGCCCUUGAGCAACCCCACCACUGAUGCAGAGCACAGAUACAACAGGGGCCAUGCACAAACUAGGGUCAUUGUUGAGCAGACCAUUGGGAUAUUGAAGAGUCAUUUCAGCUACCACCUCUUGAGUAUGAAGCAGUGCCCCAUGCUGAUACCAACCCUGCUGUGCUGCAGAGAGGUCGAUGUGCUCCAGGCAGAAUUGUACAGGAAAAAAUCAUACAAAACUUCUUCCAGCAAUGAAAUUGUCAAAGUGCCUGGAACAUGUCUUUUACAGCCACCUCCUGCUCCUGCUGCACCAUCACCAGCUCGUCCAUGCUCAGACGAAUCUGCUGUUGGGUUUCCUGUGCUUGAGAGAGAACUUCCAACUCUUACAGAUGAUACAGCAUUGUCAAAUCCAGAGGCCCCUGUGGACCCAGCAACACCAGCAGAAGAGGGUUGGAUGGCUCCAACACCACUGCUGGUGGAAGGCAGUGGUCCUUCCAGAGGCCCUGACACUUCUGGAAAAACAAAAACAAAGUGCUUUCAUUACUGCAGGCUAUGGCAGUCCUGCAAAUGCUGUGGGAGACAACAUCUGCAGCACGACCAACUCCACAGCAGUGUAUGUUGUCUCAUCUGGAGGUCCCCCACCUGCAUGGAUAUGAAUGUUGCAAUUAUCAGCCACUUAGAAGUCCACAUGUAAAGCUAAAUCAACUAGGUGUAAAACAUGAAUGUAUUAAAGCAUAUUGAUGUUAUUUAACACUGCAGUGGUCACUGUCUCAGACCUGACUGCCAGAGGUACUGUACAUACUCCUGUUUAUAAUCCAUUGCUUAGUUAGUUCUUAGUUAUGUUUAUUGACUAUAUAGGUAAAUUUUGUAACAACAUCAACAAUGAAAUACAAGUACACAAGAACAAA